AUGAGCUGCAGGAAGUUCAACGCACCGAGACAUGGAUCUUUGCAGUUCUGCCCAAGGAAAAGAUCGAAGACAAUCAGGCCGUCUGUAGGGGCGUUUCCGGCUGACGAUAUCUCCCAGCCUGUGCAUCUGACUGGAUUUAUGGGGUACAAGGCAGGGAUGACACAUGUGAUAAGGACUAAGACCCAGGUUGCAAAGAACAAGCAACUUUCUAGGGAGGUGAUGGAUGCAGUGACUGUGGUUGAAGCACCGCCGAUGGUUGUGUAUGGGAUUGUGGGAUAUGAGAGGACUGUGACUGGACUGCACAGACUCCCGAUUGUCACGGCAUCCUAUGUGAACGAUGGAGUUCUCCGCAGGAUGUUUGGUAACAAGUACAUGGAGAAGGAGGCGGCGGCCCAGUUCUGCCGAGGAGAAGUGACGGAGUCCCGGGUUGAAGAGAUCAAGAAGAGGGCAGAGUGUGUGCGAGUGCUUGUUCAGACACAGCCGGAGAUGGUGAAGACACUUGGGCUGAAGAAAGCACACAUCGCGGAGAUACAGUUGAAUGGAGGAAGCAUCUGCGAGAAGGUUGAGUGGGCUCUGGAGAGGCUUGAGAAGGAGAUCCAGAUUGCAGAGGUGUUUGGAGAGAAUGAGAACAUCGAUGUGAUUGGGGUGACGAAGGGAAAGGGAUUCCAAGGAACAGUGAAGAGGUUUGGAGUACGAAAGCAGCCGCGCAAGUCUCGAAAGGGGAUCCGAAAGGUUGCAUGCAUUGGAGCAUGGCAUCCGAGCCGUGUGAUGUACUCUGUUGCACGAGCAGGGCAGAUGGGGUUCCAUAGAAGAACAGAGAAGAACAAGAGGGUGUACAUGAUUGGAAAUGGAAGCACCAAGAUCAAGACUGAGUUUGACCUAACCGAGAAGGCGAUUUCGCCGAUGGGAGGAUUCCCUCACUAUGGAGAAGUGAAGAACGACUUCAUCAUGGUGAAGGGGGCGGUUGUCGGGCCACGGAAGAGGGUUGUGACGCUUCGAAAGAGUCUUACACAGCAGAGGCCGAGCGAGGAGCUUGUGAUCAAGUUUGUCGACACAUCGUCGAAGAUAGGACAUGGGCGGUUCCAGACAAGUGCAGAGAAGAAGGCAUUCUACGGAGCAAAGAAGGCAGAAACAGUCGCCGAAGUCCAUUAA
This is a messenger RNA of Encephalitozoon intestinalis ATCC 50506, 1152 nucleotides long. Its product is annotated as 60S ribosomal protein L3. Lineage: Eukaryota; Fungi; Microsporidia; Unikaryonidae. Gene Ontology annotation, molecular function: structural constituent of ribosome; RNA binding. Gene Ontology annotation, biological process: ribosomal large subunit assembly; translation. The transcript has a single exon. Gene Ontology annotation, cellular component: ribosome; cytosolic large ribosomal subunit. The coding region runs from base 1 to 1152 and encodes 383 amino acids. The record is from RefSeq and is a predicted model, not a curated record.